Molecule: messenger RNA, 499 nt
Organism: Paramecium octaurelia
Lineage: Eukaryota; Ciliophora; Oligohymenophorea; Peniculida; Parameciidae
Source: the annotation of a GenBank genome assembly
AUGCAUUCUGGAUCAUUCAUAGCAAACACUCCAAUUUAUGAGUUGGAUGACUUUCGUAAGGAAGUACGUGGCAAAAUAAACAGCAAAUUUGAUUAACCCAAACAAAUACUGUACUAACCCAAAACAUCCAAUCUCGGAUAACUCUAAUAAAUCCUGAGAUCAAGCAUAUCUCCCAAAUCACCAAAAAACAACGCACUUCACAAAUCUUAAGAUUCAUCUCCCCAAAUACACAAAUCACCAGGUAGAUUAUCAUUUUAGAGAUCCAGUUUAGACCUGAGUAAACCCACUUAAAAGUAACAUAUAACUACUAUGAAGUAUAUUGUAUCCAAAAAAACAAUUACAAGAUAUAUUGCCACUGAAUAAGAUCAUAGAAUUACAGAGAGCCAUUAAAAAUUACAAUCAUCCUACCAAUAGUAGGUAAACGCUUUAAUUUUAUAUUAGUUAUUUCCUUGAACUCAAAAAACUUGCGAAAGUGGUCUUAAGAGAAACUUAAGGAUGA